AUGGACAAGGCCGUCCACGAUGUGUUAAGCAAAGUACACAUGGCAUCAACUGCUGCCGAGGCCUAUGGCAUUCCAUCGCGGACGCUUCGGAAGCAUUUGGCAAAAGCUGACCCCGGCAUCAUCGAAAUACCAACAUAUUUCGGUCGAGCACCAAUCCUACCGCGACACUCCAACAUAACCAAGCAGAACGCAAUCAAGAUCGCGUGUGACGUUGGACUCACGAUACAAGUCAAGCAGCAAUUACCAACUGGGUUGUGUCCUUCGUCGUUGAACAAGUUGCUGUAUCGGCUGUCGAUUUUUAAGCCUGCCGAAGUGGACGACGAAGCAGUGCAAGCAUCGUGGCUGCAACGUAUCGAUUUGGUUCGUACCCAGUUGUUACUUUUGCCACCUGAGAAGAAGCGAAAAAAUGUGACAAGGAAGACGUUGACGGUUAGUGGUAAGUUUAUCACGGCCGAAUACCACGAGUUGCUCCAAGCUCAAUCGGCGGCGAAACCAAAGCGAAAGAAGAAGGCAACUCAAGUAGCAGCUUCAGAAAUGGCCAAUGAGGUCAACAUUGUUGAAGUAGUAGAAAUUUGA
This is a messenger RNA of Aphanomyces astaci, 576 nucleotides long. RefSeq lists its product as hypothetical. Lineage: Eukaryota; Oomycota; Saprolegniomycetes; Saprolegniales; Verrucalvaceae. The coding region runs from base 1 to 576 and encodes 191 amino acids. The record is from RefSeq and is a predicted model, not a curated record. The transcript has 2 exons.